ACACAACACAACACACUCCCAUGAAUUAAUGGAUUCAAACGACAUCGUUGCGCCUUUCGUCCUCAAAACUUACCAGAUGGUCAACGACCCGUCUCUCGACGCUUUCAUCCGGUGGGGACCCGGUAACAACAGCUUUGUUGUCGUCGAACCGCUCGAGUUUUCGCAACGCUUGUUGCCGGCCUACUUCAAACACAGCAAUUUCUCGAGCUUCGUUCGUCAGUUAAACACAUAUGGUUUCAGAAAGGUGGAUCCGGAUCGUUGGGAGUUCGCAAGCGAGUGGUUUCUAAGAGGCCAAACACAACUACUAAAGAACAUAGGUCGAAAACGCCAGACUCAAACUCGAAACUCAACCCGAAUCGACGAAGACGAAGAACAAGACGAUAUGGCUACCGAAAUUGCAAGGCUAAAAGAGGACCAAAAGGCUCUAGAACAAGAACUAGUUGGAAUGAACAAAAGGCUUGAAGCAACCGAACGCCGGCCGGAGCAAAUGAUGGCGUUAUUGAAUAAAGUAGCCGAGGAUCCUGAGAUCCUGCCACGUAUGAUCGUUGAUCAAAAUCAACGGUCAAAACGGUUGGCGGAUAGAAAGCGGCAACGGAUUUUAAAUCCUCUGUUGUCGUCGUCACCAGAGGAUACACCCUGCAUGUCGUGGCCGCCUAGUACGGCCACGAACGACGGACAUGCUGUUAAUUCCGGUGGAUACUCACCGGAGCCGGAGGUUAGACCGGCUCCUGAGUAUCCGUUUUCACUAUUGGGUGGCGGUUUUUAGCUACAGUUUAUUUAGUUAUUGCUGGUACUAUAAAUGGUUAGGUGGUUGCAAUAUAUUUUUUUUUAAUCCGUUUUUGUAAUUCCGAAAAAAAUCACAAAGUUUAUUCUUACUUUGUUCAAAUUAUCAAAUUUAAAAUUUAUAUAUCCUUGUGUAAAAUGCCGUAUUU
Messenger RNA from Helianthus annuus (common sunflower), 932 nucleotides. RefSeq names its product heat stress transcription factor C-1. Gene Ontology annotation, molecular function: DNA-binding transcription factor activity; RNA polymerase II cis-regulatory region sequence-specific DNA binding. The transcript has 2 exons. Bases 29 to 766 code for a protein of 245 amino acids. NCBI's taxonomy places the organism in Eukaryota, Viridiplantae, Streptophyta, Magnoliopsida, Asterales, Asteraceae. Gene Ontology annotation, cellular component: nucleus. Gene Ontology annotation, biological process: regulation of transcription by RNA polymerase II. The record is from RefSeq and is a predicted model, not a curated record.